CUUCCGCCUGCGCUUGUGCUUCUCUCCCCAGACUCCAUGUUUCUGCCGUCAGUGUCGAUGCUGCAGCAUAACCUCUCGUCAAACAGACGAUGAAGGCCUCCUUCUCGCCGUUGGUCAUUGCUAUCAUCAUGACGCGCUUCCUCAGUGGUCAUGCAGCUGAUGAUGCCGGCUCUGAAGCGGUGUGCCCGAAUCGGAUGAUGGGUGAGGACUCUCUGCGGCCAUCGGAGUGUGCAGAAGAGGCGGCUGGCGAUGCGAUGGACAACCUGCGAGUGAGUGGGUCUGACGACAGGCGCGAUGAGGGUGCGGGGGAGUUUCGGGCAAAGGAGGGGGGAGGGAAGGAGAAAGACAAAGAUGCAAUACCGCUGAUCAUUAAGGUGAGCUCUCUGAGGCAGACACAUGCACUCAUUUCCUUCUGGAUGGUGUGCUGUGGUGUGGUGUGGUAUUUGUGUUUGCCCGUGUGUGUGUCAUUCAGAUAACAAUGAUCCUCACUGGCAUUCUGAAUUUCAUCCUGAUGGUCGGCACGACCGUCAGUCUCAUACAGAGCCUGUGAGUGAUGGCCCUGGGCGGAGCAAGCCUUGUACAGGGAGAGUCAUCGGCUUGCUGUGCUGUGAGCUCUGCUGUGCUGCUGUCGCCAUCAUGCCACUAUGCGAGCAGUCGGUUUCUAUUGGUCGGUUUGUCGGAAGCGUAUCCGUCUUGUGUACAAUCGUGCGUUCAUCUCAUCCUGCUUGAGGGGGUGUGUAGUCCGUGUGUCUGUCUGUCUGUCUGUCUUUCUGUCUGUCUUGGUACAGCUGAUGCUUCCUUCAUGUGGUUGACAGACGUUUUCUUACUUCGUCUGGUUCAUGCGAGUGUACGCGUAAGUGAUGUGAUGUGAUGUGAUGAAACAGACGUUUUGACUGCUGCAUCUGGAGACAGGAUGCAGCACCUGAACACCCUGAAAUGCUGCGCAUCUUACAGCAGGGGGCUGGGUUUUUUCGUCAUCAUCGAUGCACGAUGGCCC
Messenger RNA from Vitrella brassicaformis, 997 nucleotides. The record is from the annotation of a GenBank genome assembly. Lineage: Eukaryota; Vitrellaceae.